UUACUAAUUACGUCAAAAUGUGUACAAACAAUUUAUGAUAAUUUAACCAUAAAACGAUGGUGCAAUGGUAUAUUUCUUAAUAAAGUAGUUGGUUGAAAUGUUGAAUUGCAUGUGACAAGCCGUCACGUUCUUUUUUUCGUGCAAAAAAAAUUUAAGUUAUAAAUAAGACUAAAUAAAAUGUAUAGUCAUAUAAUAGUAAUAAUAAUAAAAAAGCGAUGGGGGUUUUCGACCCUAAUCCAACCACCCCUCUUGGAUAUGAUGCUGCAUGUGGACUCCUGUAGAGUACCUAUAUCUGCCGGUGAAAUGUUUUCGGUUAAUUCACAAUAUUAUACUAGAUUGACUUGUAUUCAGAAUAAUGAGAUAAUAGUAUUGUAUAACUCCGAUCCGUUUUUAGUAUAUAAUAUCCCUGUUUUUGGUAUUAAAAUCAUAAUCACCGAAGACAGCAAGAUAACAACAUGAAACUCUUGGGCCACAUUCAUCACUUACUACUGAUUUGUGCGUACUUGACGUACCUCAUCAUCAUGACCAACGGAUAUCCGUUGCGUACUACCUAUUGUUCUUUGUAUGUUCCGGACGACAAUUCCGUUAUUGAGGAACAAAACGCACCGAUUGCCACUAAGCCCGUACUGUUUUUCGGUAAGAGACACGUGGAAGAUGAUUCUUCAAACGACUUAAUAAAGCCAUCCGAAUCCAAUAUUAUUCUAAAGAAGAAAAACUCGGAAAUAAUCAGCGCUUUGAUGGGACUACGCAGGGCCAUGUCAAACAAGUAUGACGCACGUCAUAUACACAAUUGAUUUCAUAUAAUGAUAUCAACAUUUAUAAUUUCUAGUAAAAAUACCUAUGUUAUGUUAACACGUAGGUAACGCACAUACAAACUGUAGCUAAUACCAAAAUAAUAAAUAAAAUACAACUAUAUACGAAUUUAA
Messenger RNA from Acyrthosiphon pisum (pea aphid), 926 nucleotides. RefSeq lists its product as uncharacterized. The record is from RefSeq and is a predicted model, not a curated record. The transcript has 3 exons. The coding region runs from base 456 to 794 and encodes 112 amino acids. Lineage: Eukaryota; Metazoa; Arthropoda; Insecta; Hemiptera; Aphididae.